Molecule: messenger RNA, 2310 nt
Organism: Medicago truncatula (barrel medic)
Lineage: Eukaryota; Viridiplantae; Streptophyta; Magnoliopsida; Fabales; Fabaceae
Product: zinc finger MYM-type protein 1-like
Exons: 2
Coding region: 1-2310 (769 amino acids)
Molecular function (GO): protein dimerization activity
Source: RefSeq, a predicted model, not a curated record
AUGGUGUUUAUAAAUUAUAGGAUGAAGAAAUUCUUCCUUGUGUUGUCUAGAGACAAAGCUAGUUCUUCAACUACGGAUAUUGCUCCCAACUCGACCAAUGAGGGUGUUAAAGUUGUUGAUUAUAAAUUGUUGGAAACGGAUCCAGGAAUUAGGCCUCCAAUUUCAAGCUAUCAUCCUGACAUCCAAGAUGAGGUACGUAAAGCUUACUUGAAAAUUCGUCGUCAUCAACCUCCUAGCAACUUUGUUUAUCCUUGGUCUGAUUUUCGUGGAACAAGACGUCGAUUUAACAAGAAUUGGUUUAAUUUGUAUGAUUGGCUUGAAUAUAGUGAAUCUAAGAACCUAGCAUUUUGUUUGCCAUGUUUUUUGUUUAAAAAUGUGUCUAAUUAUGGUGGGGAUCACUUUGUCGGAGAUGGUUUUGGUGAUUGGAAGAAUCCCCGAAAAUUGGCUAAUCAUGCUACUUCCAAUAAAUCUCAUGUUGAUUGUGUGCAUAUGGGUUAUGCUCUCAUGAACCCAAACCAAAGUAUUAAGGCUGCAUUUGUUAAUCAAACUAAGCAAAUGAAUGUUGAAUAUUGUGUCCGUGUUAAGACAUCCCUUUUAGCUACUAAGUAUCUUUUGAGGUGUGGAUUGGCAUUUAGAGGAAGUGAUGAGGCUGAUGACUCUUUAUACAAGGGGCCAUUUCUUGAGUUGUUGGACACUUUAAAGGAAAACAACUCAGAUGUAGCUACUAUAUUAGAUUUUGCGCCAGGAAAUAGCUUAAUGACUUGCCCUAAGAUUCAAAAGGAUCUUGCUUCUGCUUGUGCAUGUGAAAUAACUCGAGAAAUUGUUUGUGAUAUUGCGGAUGAUGUGUUUUGUGUUUUGAUCGAUGAAUCUGGUGAUGUUUCUGGUAGAGAACAAAUGGUUGUUGUUCUUCGUUAUGUUGAUGGUGAUGGUUUGGUAAAAGAGAGAUUUCUUGGUAUUACAAGUGUUAAAGAAACAAGUGCUAAGUCACUUAAAGAUGCACUUGAGACGAUGUUGUCUAUAAAUGGAUUGAGUUUCUCUAGCAUCAGGGGACAAGGGUAUGACGGAGCUAGCAAUAUGCGAGGUAGAUUUGGUGGUUUGAAAACUUUAAUUCAAAAUGAGAAUCCAUCUGCGCAUUAUGUGCAUUGUUUCGCACAUCAACUUCAAUUGGCACUUGUUGCUUGUGCUAAGACUCACAAACCUGUUAGUGGUUUUUUCGGUAAGGUCAAUAUGCUUGUUAAUUUCAUACGAGCUUCUAACAAGAGACAAGAAAUGCUCCGGGACAAACAACUAGCUCAAUUUGCUAAAUUGAUUGAGGAGGGCGAGAUAGAGACCGGUAGUGGACUGAAUCAAGAUUCAUCAAUUGCUCGAGUAGGGGACACUCGUUGGGGAUCCCACUUUAGGACUCUCACUAGUUUGGUGACUUUGUAUGGUGCCAUUGUUGAGGUAAUUGUAGAAGUGGGGAAUGAUCCCUCGUUUGAUAAAUUUGGUGAAACUGUGCUUUUGCCUGAUGUGCUUCAAUCAUUUGAUUUUAUCUUCAUGUUAUAUAUGAUGGUUGAGAUUUUGGGAAUUACAAAUGAUUUGAGCCUAGCACUACAAAGACGUGAUCAAGAUCUUUUAAAUGCUAUAUCACUUGUUAAUGAUACCAAAAAACAAUUACAAGAAAUGAGGAAUGAGGGGUGGGAAGACCUUAUAUCUAAGGUUGUGACAAUUUGCACUAAACAUGAGAUUGAUGUACCUGAUAUGGAUGCACCAUAUAUGGAAGGAAUGAAACCUAGUGUUUUAGAUCUGCAAUUGCAAGAGCUUAAUGCUAGGUUUGAUGAAGAGAAUACCAAACUUUUACAAUGUGUUUCAUGUUUGAGUCCUGCAAAGUCAUUUUCUGCUUUUGAUGUGAACAAAUUAUUGAGGAUGGCUGAGCUUUAUCCAAAUGAUUUUGUAGAUGUGUCGGAAGUGGAGUUGCGCAGACAACUUCAUAAUUAUGUUAGAAAUGUUAAAUCUGAUCCAAAAUUUUCAAAGUUGAAAGGGCUUUCGGAUCUUUGUGCAAUACUUGUGGAAACAAAUAAGUGCAAGACAUUUGCUUUGGUUUUUAAGCUUUUGAAGUUGGCUUUGCUCUUGCCGGUUGCAACUGCAAGUGUUGAACGUGUUUUUUCAGCUAUGAAGAUUGUGAAGAGUCAUUUACGUAACAAAAUGGGUGAUCAAUGGUUAAAUGAUCGGCUUGUAACUUUUAUUGAAAGAGAUGUUCUUUUCACAAUUAGCACUGAUGUUAUUCUAGCUCAUUCUCAACAAAUGGAUGGCAGACGAUUUUUAUUGUAA